ACGGGAAAGAGGCGGGGGGGGGGAUCGGCGGUGAAGGGUCCCCUUUGACUGAAGGCAUCGGAAGGAAUUUCCCCCCGUUCGGCCUGCGCUGAAGCCGGAGACCGAAUGGAGGCCCGGGGGUCUCCGGGAGCGGGAGCAACAACGGCCCUUCAGGAGGGGAGCGGCUGCGGAGGGGAGUCCGGCAAGGAAAGCGGCGGCCCGAGCGGCCUCUCCGAGGAGCCCCGCAGCUCCGAGGCCAAGCGCUGGCGCUUCCGCAGUUGCGGAUCCCGGGAGGCCGAGGGGCCCCGGGCGCUUUGCAGCCGCCUGCACCAGCUGUGCCGGGGGUGGCUGCGCCCCGAGCGGAGCAGCAAAGCCGAGAUGCUGGACCUGGUGGUGCUGGAGCAGCUGCUGGCCCUGCUGCCCCCGGAGCUGGCGGGCUGGCUGAGGGAGUGCGGGGCGGAGAGCUGCACCCAGGCGGUGGCCCUGGCCGAAGGCUGCCUGCUCGGCCCCGCAGCCGCCCCGGAGCCCGGAAAGGGGCGGCAGUUGCAGGAGCCAUUCAUUGAGGAUAUCUCAGAAGAGCUCCAGAGAAGAGGACAUCCAUCCAAUGAUUCUGAAGAGAUUCUUUUCAGGAGGAUCCAACUGGGACUACCUUGCCAGAAUGACCCCGUGAGCCUUACUAAUUCAACCUUGAAGAUGAUCCUAGGAAUGCAAACAAAGGGCUCUGAUCCCUUUGAGGUGGCAGCUGUGGACUUCACAGAGGAGGAGUGGGCACUGCUGGAUUCUAGCCAGAAGGCCUUCUGCAGGGAAGUCAUGCUGGAGGUUAACAUGAAUAUGGCUGCUCUGGGUGGUGGUGAUGGGCUGGAGAAUGAGAAUGAGAAGCAGCGGAGGUUAUUUAAACCACAAUAUGCAGUGUCUUCAAAGAGCCAAAGUGAAUUCCGUACAAGUCGUAAUCUGACGCACCAUCAGAAGAUCCCCUCAAAUGACAAAACAUAUAGCUGCAUGGAGUUUGGAAAGAUAUUCAGUGAGAGUAGUGAUAUUAAUUGCCAGCAAAGGAUUGACACAGAGGACAGACCAUAUAAAUGCAUGGAGUGUGAAAAGAGCUUUAUUGACAAAUGGCACCUUACUUUCCACCUAAGGAUGCACGAAGCGGAAAGACCAUAUAAAUGCAUGGAGUGUGGAAAAGCAUUUGCUCAGAAAGGUGAUCUUAUUAAUCAUGAAAGAAUCCACACAGGGGAAAAACCAUUUCAAUGUACAGAAUGUGGAAAGAGCUUUGCUCGGAAAGGACAGCUUAAAUCUCAUAACAAAAUCCACACUGGGGACAGACCAUAUAAAUGCAUGGAGUUUGGAAAGAGAUUCACUGAAAAUAGUGACAUUAAUUGCCAUCAAAGGAUUGACAUAGAGGACAAACCAUAUAAAUGCAUGGAGUGUGAAAAGAGCUUUAUUGACAAAUGGCACCUUACUUUCCACCUAAGGAUGCACGAAGCGGAAAGACCAUAUAAAUGCAUACAGUGUGGAAAAACGUUUACUCACAAAAGUAGGCUUAUUAUUCAUGAAAGAAUUCACACAGGGGAAAAACCAUUUCAAUGUACAGAAUGUGGAAAGAGCUUUGCUUGGAAAGGACAGCUUACUCAUCAUGAAAGAAUCCAUACAGGGGAGAAACCAUAUCAGUGUAUAAUAUGUGGAAAGAACUAUGCUCACAAAGGACAACUGAAUUCUCAUGAGAGAAUCCACACAGGGCAGAGACCAUAUAAAUGCAUAGGCGGCAUCGGAGGGGAUUUCAGCCGUUCGGGCUGCGCUGAAGCCGGAGACCGAAUGGAGGCCCGGGGGUGUCCCCUUCAGGCGGGGAGCGGCCUCUCCGAGGGCCCCCGCAGCUGCGAGGCUGAGCGCUGGCGCUUCCGCAGCUGCGGCUUCCGGAAGGCCGAGGGGCCGCGGGCGCUUUGCAGCCGCCUGCACCGGCUGUGCCGGGGGUGGCUGCGGCCCGAGCGGAGCAGCAAAGCCGAGAUGCUGGACCUGGUGGUGCUGGAGCAGCUGCUGGCCCUGCUGCCCCCGGAGUUGGCGGGCUGGCUGAGGGAGUGCGGGGCGGAGAACUGCGCCCAGGCGGUGGCCCUGGCCGAAGGCUGCCUCCUCGGCCCCGCAGCCGCCCCGGAGCCCGGAAAGGGGCGGCAGUUGCAGGAGCCAUUCAUUGAGGAGAUUUCAGCAGAGCUCCAGGGAAGAGGACAUCCAUCCAAUGAUUCUGAAGAGCUUCUUUUCAGGAGGAUCCAACUGGGACUACCUUGCCAGAAUGACCCAGUGAGCCUUACUAAUUCAACCUUGAAGAUGAUCCUAGGAAUGCAAACGAAGGGCUCUGAUCCCUUUGAGGUGGUGGCUGUGGACUUCACAGAGGAGGAGUGGGCACUGCUGGAUUCUAGCCAGAAGGCCUUCUGCAGGGAAGUCAUGCUGGAGGUUAAUAUGAAUAUGGCUGCUCUGGGUGGUGGUGAUGGGCUGGAGAAUGAGAAGCAAUGGAGGUUAUUUAAACCACAAUAUGCAGUGUCUUCAAGGAGUGAAUUCCUUACAAUUCGUAAUCUGGCGCACCAUCAGGAGAUCCCCUCAAAUGACAAAACAUAUAGUUGCAUGGAGUUUGGAAAGAGAUUCACUGAAAGUAAUGAUAUUAAUUGCAAUCAAAGGAUUGACACAGAGGACAGACCAUAUAAAUGCAUGGAGUGUGAAAAGAGCUUUAUUGACAAAUGGCACCUUACUUUCCACCUAAGGAUGCAUGAAGCAGAAAGACCAUAUAAAUGCAUACAGUGUGGAAAAGCAUUUGCUAAGAAAGGUCAUCUUAUUUGUCAUGAAAGAAUCCACACAGGGGAGAGACCAUAUAAAUGCAUACAGUGUGGAAAAGCAUUUGCUCAGAAAGGUGAUCUUAUUUAUCAUGAAAGAAUCCACACAGGGGAGAGACCAUAUAAAUGCAUACAGUGUGGAAAAGCAUUUACUACCAAAAGUAAACUUAUUAAACAUGAAAGAAUCCACACAGGGGAAAAACCGUAUAAAUGUAUACAGUGUGGAAAAGCAUUUGCUCAGAAUGGUGAUCUUAUUAAUCAUGAAAGAAUCCACACAGGGGAGAGACCAUAUAAAUGCAUACAGUGUGGAAAAACAUUUAUUCGCAAAAAGAAUCUUACUUCUCAUGAAAGAAUCCACACAGGGGAAAAACCGUAUAAAUGCAUACAGUGUGGAAAAGCAUUUAUUUGCAAAAGUAGUCUUACUUAUCAUGAAAGAAUCCACACGGGGGAAAAACCAUUUCAAUGUACAGAAUGUGGAAAGAGCUUUGCUCAGAAAGUACAGCUUAAAUCUCAUAACAGACUGCACAAUGGGGACAGACCAUAUAAAUGCAUAGUGUUUGGAAAGAAAUUCACUGAAAGUAGUGAUAUUAAUUGCCAUCAAAGGAUUGACACAGAGGACAGACCAUAUGGAGUGUGAAAAGAGCUUUAUUGACAAAUGGCACCUUACUUUCCACCUAAGGAUGCACGAAGCGGAAAGACCCAUAAAUACAUACAGUGUGGAAAAACAUUUACUUGGAAAUAUGAUCUUAUUAAUCAUGAAAGAAUCCGCACAGGGGAAAAAUCAUUUCAAUCUACAGAAUGUGGAAAGAGCUUUGCUCGGAUAGGACAACCUAAUUCUUACAAAAGGACCGACACAAGAGAGAGAAUAUAAAUGCAUGUAGAGUGGAGAAAGCUCCAGCA
Messenger RNA from Thamnophis elegans (Western terrestrial garter snake), 3695 nucleotides. RefSeq names its product zinc finger protein 420-like. Gene Ontology annotation, biological process: regulation of transcription by RNA polymerase II. NCBI's taxonomy places the organism in Eukaryota, Metazoa, Chordata, Lepidosauria, Squamata, Natricidae. The transcript has 11 exons. Gene Ontology annotation, molecular function: RNA polymerase II cis-regulatory region sequence-specific DNA binding; DNA-binding transcription factor activity, RNA polymerase II-specific. The record is from RefSeq and is a predicted model, not a curated record. Bases 106 to 3432 code for a protein of 1108 amino acids.